GGUGCGUGUCACGAAAAGGUGAAACCAACGCAGAAAACAUAUUUGGAUGAUUUGAUAAGUAGUAUUUCACCCUAACACUUGCAUAUAUUGUAUCAUGACGGCCAAAUAGUACACCAAUUUCCAAAACGAUACAUUUAAACCGUUAUAGUGUCACCAUCAAACAAAAUACGUUGUUUCCCUAAGUUUAGUUAGUUUUGUGUUGGAGAGAAAAUGGUUCGGUGGUGUAAUACGGUGGUUCUGUUGGUACUGGCGGUGGCAGUGGUGAGGACGAUGACGGUGGAAUGCAACUACUCGAUAGCAUCCGGUGGGGGAAAGGCGGCGACAAGUGAGAUAAAGGGGAAUAAGCAAGAUGCUAAGGAGAAGGUGCAUCAGACUUUGGAGGAAGCUAAUGAGACUGCUGUCACAUGGACUGACUGGGCUAAGGAUAAGAUUCAAGGUGUUCUUGGUCUCGUAGGGUUUGCAAAUGGUGGAAUAAAAAUUGACAAGGCAGCUGAAAUUGUGGAUGAGGCUUCCGGCAAGGCGAAGGGGAAGUAUGAACAAGUGAAGGAGAAAACUUAUGAAGUUAUUGAUGAGGAGCUUUGACUCUUAUGGGUUCUCUUGCUUGUCUAAAUGUUUUUCAAAUUUCUAUGCUUAAAUUAUAUACAAGUAUGUUGUACGUAAUCUAAUUAGAUUCAUCAAUGUUUAGUUUUGAGCUACAUUAAAUUCAUUGUUAUGUAAAAAUUUAAGUUUGUCGACAAGUUAACAAAGUUAAAAUAGAC
Molecule: messenger RNA, 758 nt
Organism: Spinacia oleracea (spinach)
Lineage: Eukaryota; Viridiplantae; Streptophyta; Magnoliopsida; Caryophyllales; Amaranthaceae
Exons: 2
Coding region: 211-582 (123 amino acids)
Source: RefSeq, a predicted model, not a curated record